CCUGAGACUCACCUGUGGAAGUGUCUGAAGAUGCUCAGGGACAUAAAGAUCGAGGACCGUGUGCAGACUGAUGUCAGCUCUGUGGACCGUGUGAUCGGUGUGGACUCUCCUCCUCCUCGCGCCGUCUGUGAGGGCUGCACGCGGAUCAUCUCGGACCGAUUCUUGCUGCGGGUCAACGAGUCGUCCUGGCACGAGGAGUGUCUGCAGUGUGCCGCGUGCCAGCGGCCGCUCACCGCCACCUGCUACACGCGAGACACCAAACUCUACUGCAAGACAGACUACCAGCAGUUGUUUGCGUCUAAGUGCAGCGGCUGCGCGGGGAAGAUAGCACCCACUGAGCUGGUGAUGCGAGUUCAGGAGAGUGUUUACCACCUGCUCUGCUUCUGCUGCUGCAUCUGUGAGCGACAGCUCUGCAAAGGAGACCAGUUUGUCCUGAAAGCCGGUCAGUUGCUCUGCAAGGACGACUAUGAGAGGGAGCGGGAGCUGCUCAGUUCAGACAACCUGAACUCAGAUAACAGUGAUGAUGAGGACAUGAACGUGGCCUCAGAGAAGUGUCCCGCAGCAGGGAACGGUGGCAGCGACGGCAAAGACCCGUGUCGUUCCAAACGGCCACGCACCAUCCUCUCCACGCAGCAGAGGAGAGCCUUCAAGGCCUCCUUUGAGGUUUCCUCCAAACCCUGCAGAAAGGUGAGGGAGACUCUGGCUGCAGAGACAGGACUCAGUGUUCGUGUGGUCCAGGUCUGGUUCCAGAAUCAGAGAGCAAAGAUGAAGAAGUUAGCCCGCAGACAGCAGCAACAGCAGGAGCAACACAGCGGCCAAAGACUAGGCCAAGAGGAAACAUCAGGCUGUAUGAAAGGCCUGCUCCACUCCUACUCAGGACCUCUGCCUCCAAACCAGCAGCAGCACCUGGUAACCAUGGAGACCAUGGAGCACAACUGUUACAACACUGAUGCGUUCCAGCAGGGCCUCACCCCGCCACAGAUGCCUGGUGACCACAUGAACCCCUAUGGUACUGAUUCCUUUAUCUACGACAUUGACAGUGAAGCGUCUCUGACCAGUCUAAGUGACUGUUUCCUGACCACUACAGAUGUGGGACCCUUCCAGGCUCGCACAGGAAACCCUAUCGACCGCCUGCACUCAAUGCAGAGCUCUUACUUUGCCUCCUGAGACGCUGGCAGUGUUGUCUGUCUCACCUCAGCCACGACACCAGCGUCCAGGACACAGCAGUGCACUCACACACUGUACACUGUGGAGUACACUGGAGUGACUUCCAACAGCCAGUGGCUGGAAAAUGGCCCCAAUGUUGUUAUGACGUGACUGUGCUGGAGAGACAUCGUUCAUCUCAGAGUGUCUGGGAUGAAAAGUGCUUUAGGAAGUAAGACUCGAAAUCAGCCUUUCUCAAAGUGUGGUCCGCGGACCACUGGUGGUCGGUGAGCCACCCCUAGUGGUCCGCGCGGUGACAAGCAAGUAACAUCAAGUUUUACAAUUUAAAAUGUCAGUGUUUUAAUUUCAGUGUUUCUCAAUGUGUUGUUUUCAAUAUCAAAUCUAAAACUAACCAAUCAAAACUAGUGGCCUCUGUUAAAUCCAAAAAAUAUUAAUUUUGUGGCAUUGUCUGACUUGAGCAGUGCAGCGAACCGGUUUGUGACACCACUGAUUUUGAGUUAGGUGGUCCGUGAGUGUGUUUUUAUGGGUUAAGUGGUCGUUGGCCUUGGUUUGAGAAACACUGCUCUAAAUCAAUCAGUCAUAGAAAGACAUUUGUAGAUGAUCAUUUUUACACUGUUUAAAGACAUUUUUCUAAAGUGAUAGGUCAGGAUUUUUAAGUUUGGUUGUAUGACGUUCUGACAUUUAGCAGCAAGGACUUUGAGAAGCGCUUAUUCGACCGCCAUGUUUUUUAAUGUGAGAACGAGGGCGCGCGUCUGUUAGUCAGCGACGCUGGUGGAAGUCUAAUUAUCAGCACCUCGUACAACAACACUUAAAAAACAACCUCAAGCUUUUCUUAUUUGUAAGCCAACGGUGGCCGUGAAGUGCAAAUCACAACGACAUUACGAGAAAUCACGACGACAUUAAGAGGAAUCACAACGAUAUUACGAGAAAUCACAACAACAUUAAGAAAAAUCACAACAACAUUAAGAGAAAUCAC
Messenger RNA from Solea senegalensis (Senegalese sole), 2140 nucleotides. Its product is annotated as LIM homeobox transcription factor 1-beta-like. Gene Ontology annotation, cellular component: nucleus. Gene Ontology annotation, biological process: neuron differentiation; regulation of transcription by RNA polymerase II. Gene Ontology annotation, molecular function: RNA polymerase II transcription regulatory region sequence-specific DNA binding; DNA-binding transcription factor activity, RNA polymerase II-specific. The coding region runs from base 31 to 1167 and encodes 378 amino acids. The record is from RefSeq and is a predicted model, not a curated record. The transcript is spliced from 8 exons. NCBI's taxonomy places the organism in Eukaryota, Metazoa, Chordata, Actinopteri, Pleuronectiformes, Soleidae.